GUUCCCUGAGCGGAGCGCUGCUCCGCACUGUGAGACUGGGGUGCUCUGGGUACGGUACUAUGUAUCUCCGCAGGGCUGUUGGGAAGACUCUGACUUUACCCCUGAGGACCCCGCUUUCCAGCCCCCCACUGCUCUGGAAGCACGCAUCCCUUCGACAGAUGUCAGCUAAGAGAGUCCCUGAAUUAGCUGGGUCAAACAUGAUAUAUUAUCUCUUUGUUGGUGUCACUGUUAGUGCUGGUGGAUAUUAUGCUUACAGGACAUUCACAUCAGACCAGUCUCGGUACACAGAACGUAUCAAUAACAUGCAAGUGAAAAGUACUAUGAGGGAAUCACCAGAGACGCUGCAACAUCCAGAUGAGGAAGUAAAGCCCACAGAAACCAAUGAAGGCAGUUCAGAAGCCCCUAAAGAUACUUCUUCUUUGGAGGCUGGUUUGGCAACAGCUGAAGAAAUUCCAGAUGUGGAAGAUGCAGCCCUGGAGGAGACUUCUGCAGUCAGUGUUGAAGCUGGCUCAGAGGAGACUCUGGUAGUCAGCGUUGGAGCUGGUCCAGAGGAGACUCAGGCAGUCAGUGUCGAAGCUCAUCUAGAGAUCAGUGAAGUUGCUAUGGUCAGUGUAGAAUCAGGGCCAGAAGUCACAUUUGCAGCUGUGCCGGAGGUGGCUGAGGCCAGUGACAAAGCUCCUAAGCCUGAGGAAGCCUCAGCUGUAGAUACUGAACUGGAGGAAGACAAGAAAUCUCCCCCCGAAGCUGAAACCUGUACAGAGGCUGAGUUACAGGAAGAAGCCCCUCCCCAGGCCUGAGGCUGCCUUAGCCCGAAGGGUAACCUAAUCUUCCUUUGCUACUAAAAAAGCCUCUAGGCCAGGAAAGAUGUCAGAAUGUGGGUGAGAGUUAUGUGUAAAUUCCAGGAAGAAUUACUGUUCAUUCAAGGUUACUUUCUCAACACUUUGAUGUGCUUUGAAAAAUUAUGGAGUCACUUGACGGGUUUGGGGAAUGCAUUUAUUUGUAAAUGUCCUAGGAAAUUUCUUCUCUGAGAGUGAGGGAAGCACAGUAGAGUUGGAGAGGUCUGCUUUAUUGGUGUUUUUCUUUUUAAAAUUCAAAGUGAUUACAAUUAGCUGUCUACACAAUCCCAAAUUGCUUUUAAUUUUGAACUGUUAAAUCCCUUUCAGUCUUGUGGGCCUGGAUACAGUGGCUCUUGAAUAUGAAAUCAAAUCAGUGAAAUUAGUGAACAUUUUUAUUGUUUCCAAAUUCAUUCCACUAACAGUUAUAGAUAUUCAAUUGGAACUUGCACAUUUUAUGUUCUUGGUGAGAUAAGAGCUGCAUCUAUUUCCAUUAUCUCUUCCCAACCCAAAUCAUUUUAUCCUACUCCCUACCUACAACUCACCUGUCUGACUUCUCUAUGUUAAAUGGGAUAGUUGGAUAUGUUUCUUUUCCCUCAGUACAAGUAUACUACUACAGAUUUGAGACUGGUGGCCAUCAUGAGUUGGUCUAAAAUUAAAAAUAACUUUCCUAUAAGGCAGUCAUGUAGUUGGCUGUGAGACAAUUACAUUCCUCGCCCAAUCUCAUUUUGAUUUUCACUUGUGUGUAAAAACUCUUGAACUACUGAGUGAAGGCUCUUACUGUCUCUAAAAAUAAAUUGCGAAAAUAUCUAAAUAAUGAAAGGAAGUAGAAUCUGUUUUAAUGUUGUUCUUCAAUCCAAUUCAAACAGCACUUAUUAAGUGCCUAGAACGUACAAGCAAAAACAAAACAAAAAGAGUGUGCCAAGCAAUUCACCGUGUGAAGAGGAAAGAUGGAGCAAUUAAUAGAACCAAUGUAAUGGAAAGUGCUAGAUUUGGAGAAUCAGAAUUUGAACCUCUGGCACUUAAUACCUGUGUGACCAGAGGCAAGUUUUUAACCUUUGAGCCUCAGUUUGCUCCUCUGUAAAAUGAGGGGAGUUAGCCUAGUUGAUCCCUAAGUUUGAUUCCAGCUCAAAACCUAUACUACUACUGUAACCUCUUCAGAUAUUUGAAAGAUCUCCCUUGCUAUUUAAAAUAAUAAACCCACUUUCCCCUUUGCCUUCAGGAGUAUGCCAACACCAUCAUUUCUUCCCUCUCCCCUAAAAGAAAGAAGGGGAGAUAACCCACUCUCUUAGUCAUCCCUCCCACUGUAUUUCCCCUUUGCCCUGGGGUCACAUAAAUAAGGGGGAAGAAUAAUUCCUCCAGAGUUGGUGACCUACAUAGCUUGUGGUAAUAGAAAUUUCGCAAAAUCUCAGCGUGGGAAGGGACCAAAAGGCCAUCUCCUCUUUGUGAUAGCCCCUAACAAAUGGUAAUGCAACUUUUGCUUACAAACAAUGUCACAACUCUAGAGUUGGAAGGAACCUUAGAGAUAGAUCAUCUAGAUUCUUAAACUUUAUUAACCUGGGAUUCUUAACUUUUAUUGUGUUAUAUAGCCCUUUGACAAUCUGGUGAAGCCUAUGACCCCUACUCAGAAUUUUUUAAAUGAAUAAAACAAAAUAUACAGGAUUACAAAUUAAACCAAUUAUAUUGAACUUAUCUAUCUAAUCAAUCUGUCUGUCUUCUGUCUAUCUAUCUAUCCAGCUAGGUGGUGAAGUGGAAAGGGUACAGGUUGUGGAGUCAAGA
Molecule: messenger RNA, 2612 nt
Organism: Phascolarctos cinereus (koala)
Lineage: Eukaryota; Metazoa; Chordata; Mammalia; Diprotodontia; Phascolarctidae
Gene: MGARP
Product: mitochondria localized glutamic acid rich protein
Biological process (GO): anterograde axonal transport
Cellular component (GO): mitochondrial outer membrane; mitochondrion
Source: RefSeq, a predicted model, not a curated record